Oncorhynchus mykiss (rainbow trout) is the source of this 4543-nucleotide messenger RNA. It is a transcript of the gene piwil1, whose product is annotated as piwi-like RNA-mediated gene silencing 1. Lineage: Eukaryota; Metazoa; Chordata; Actinopteri; Salmoniformes; Salmonidae. The record is from RefSeq and is a predicted model, not a curated record. Gene Ontology annotation, molecular function: RNA binding; protein binding.
UUAGCGUUGAACUGUUGUUCAUUUCAUUCGCAAAUUUGACGAGCGUAGUAAUACUUUGAAGUGAGAAGACCUACACAUACUGCGUUCAAGCAAGACAAAAGUUUAAUUGCUGCUGCUGAUUCGUUCUUUGACUAGGUUGAGUUUGUAAGUUUUAGAAACUGAAAAUGACUGGCCGUGCACGAGCACGAUCAAGGGGCCGAGCGCGCGGUCAAGAGACCGCGGCACCUGGCGUGACACCCUUUCAGGAGACAGCACGAGAAGCUCCCCCCUCUGAGGGUGAGCUUGUGGGUCGAGGAAGACAGAGAACUGCCCCAGGGGCUGUGUCCUCCGAAGCUGUUAUUCAGAUAUCUGCAGGGUUUCAGCAGGUGAAGAUUGGAGAGAGAGGUGGACGGCGUCGUGACUUUCAUGAUGCAGGAAUCAACACCAGGCAGGCUAUGGAGCAUGUGAGAGAGUCCAAGUCUGGUUUCUCUGGCUCUCCCAUUGAGCUGAAAGCCAACUUCUUCAAGAUCCUGUCCCGCCCUCAGUGGGUGCUGUACCAGUACCAUGUGGACUUCAAGCCCGUCAUGGAGUCACGGCGCCUACGUUCUGCCCUCAUGUAUCAGCAUGAGGAGACACUAGGCAAAGCUCGCACCUUUGAUGGAGCCCUCCUCUUCCUGCCUCACAAACUGCACAACACGGAGACUGUGCUGUACAGUGAGACCAGAAUGGGUGAGAAAGUCCAGAUCACUGUCACUCUGACCAAUGAGCUGCCCCCCACUUCUCCAGUGUGCCUGCAGUUCUACAACAUCAUCUUCAGAAGAGUACUGAGGAUGCUGAACAUGCAGCAGAUUGGACGCCAUUACUACAACCCAACAGACCCACUCAAUAUCCCACAGCACAGGCUGACCAUCUGGCCCGGCUUUACUUCCACCAUCCUGCAGUACGAGUCCAACAUCAUGCUGUGCACGGACGUGAGCCACAAGGUGCUGCGCAGUGAGACGGUGCUCAGCUUCAUGAUGGGCCUCAGGCAGCAGAGUGGAGAUCAGCGCUUCCCAGAGGCCUGCACCAAGGAGCUGGUGGGACUCAUCGUCCUCACCAAGUACAACAACAAAACCUACAGGAUUGAUGACAUUGCGUGGGACCAUACUCCCAACAACACAUUCAAGAGGGGAGACUCUGAGAUUUCUUUCAAAGACUACUACAAGGCACAAUAUGGUCUGGACAUCACCGACGGCAACCAGGUGCUUCUGAUCAGCCAUAUGAAGAAGAUUGGUCCUUCUGGAGGACCGCCCCAAGGGCCAGCCAUGCUUGUCCCAGAGUUCUGCUACCUCACAGGCCUGACUGACAAGAUGCGUGCUGACUUCAACAUCAUGAAAGACCUGUCCACCCACACCAGACUGACCCCAGAGCAGAGGGAGGGGCGGCUCAACCGCUUCGUUGGGAACAUCCACCAGAACACGGAGGCCCAGACAGAGCUGAAUACCUGGGGACUCAACUUUGACAACAAACUCCUGAGCCUCACAGGCAGGGUCCUCCCUUCGGAAAGGAUUGUGCAGGGAUCUAGAACGUAUGAGUACAACCCCUGGCAAGCAGACUGGUCCAAGGAAAUGAGAGGCAUCCCACUGAUCAGUUGCCGACCACUGGAGAACUGGUUAAUGUUCUUCACCCGCAGAAACAAUGAUGUGGCCCAGGCCCUCCUGCAGACCCUCAACAAGGUCUCCACACCCCUGGGCAUCCGCAUGCAGAGGGCCAUCAUGGUGGAGUACGAGGACCGUCAGGAGUCUCUGCUCAGGGCCCUGCAGCAGAAUGUUAAGAAAGAAACCCAGAUGGUGGUGGUGGUCCUGCCCAGCAACAGAAAGGACAAGUACGACAGUGUGAAGAAGUAUCUGUGUGUGGACUGCCCCACACCCAGCCAGUGUGUGGUGGCCCGCACCCUCUGCAAACAACAGGCCCUCAUGACCGUGGCCACCAAGAUCGCCCUGCAGAUUAAUUGCAAGAUGGGAGGAGAGCUGUGGAGCGUGGAGAUCCCACUGAAGCAGCUGAUGAUUGUGGGUAUUGACUGCUACCACGACACGGCUGCUGGCAAGAGAUCAAUUGGAGCUCUGGUGGCCAGUCUUAACCAGGGCAUGUCCAGGUGGUUCUCAAAGUGUGUGCUGCAGAACCGUGGACAGGAGAUCAUGGACGGACUCAAGGUGGCGCUGCAAGGUGCCCUGAAGGCGUGGCUGAAGCACAACAACUGCCUGCCGUCACGUAUCAUUGUGUACAGAGACGGAGUGGGAGACGGGAUGCUGCAGAGUGUGGUCAACUACGAGGUGCCACAGAUCAUGGAGUCCAUCAAGACCAUGGGACACGACUAUGCACCCAAACUAACCUUGGUGGUUGUGAAGAAGCGCAUCAGUUCCAGGUUCUUUGCCCGCAUCGAUGGCAAGCUGACCAACCCUCCCCCUGGAACAUGCAUCGAUACUGAGGUCACCCGCCCAGAAUGGUACGACUUCUUCAUUGUCAGCCAGGCCGUCCGCAUGGGCAGUGUCUCCCCAACCCACUACAAUGUGGUGUACGACAGCAGUGGACUGAAGCCUGACCACAUGCAGCGACUGACCUACAAACUUUGCCACAUGUACUACAACUGGCAGGGAAUCAUCCGAGUGCCUGCACCCUGUCAAUACGCCCACAAAUUGGCCUUCCUGGUGGGCCAAAGCAUCCACAGAGAGCCCAACAUGAACCUGGAUGACUUCCUUUACUACCUGUAAGAGAGCACAAGCUAACUAAAGAGCACAUUGGGGAACUUGGUUUCCUUGAAACUGUUUGAUUUUUGUUCAGGAAAUUGACUGAAUUUACUUAGGGGUAAAGUGGUUAGGAUAUUCCCCAAUUUACAGGAGAGUGAAACCAUUUUUAUUUUUUUUAUACUUCAGCAAUUUGAUUAUCUUCUGUUUUAUGCUGUUUUAUUUGAAAAAAUAUUUGUAGAUGGUCAUUGCAAAGUGUUUUAUUUGUGUGACAUGGUAUGAGACUGUUGAGAAGUUUGCUACCUCAGCUUUUAUUUUGGCUGUACAGUGCAUUUAGAAAGUAUUCAGACCCCUUGACUUUCUCCACAUUGUUACGUUACAGCCAUAUUAAAAAAAUUGAUUAAAUUGCUGUUUUUCUCAACAAUUUACACUCAAUACCUAAUAAUGACCAAGCAAAAAUAUAUAAGUUUUCAGACUCUUUACGGAGUACUUUGUGGAAGCACCUUUGGCAGCGAGUACAACCUCAAGACUUCUUGGGUAUGACGUUACAAGCUUGGCACACCUGUAUUUGGGGAGUUUCUCCCAAUCUCUGCAGAUCCUCUCAAGCUCUGUCAGGUUGGAUGGGGAGCGUUACUGCACAGCUAUUUUCAGGUCUCCAGAGAUGUUCAAGUCUGGGCUCUGGCUGGGCCACUCAAAGACAAUCAGAGACUUGUCCCGAAGCCACACCUGCAUUGUCUUGGCUGUGUGCUUAGGGCUGUUGUCCAUUUGGAAGAUGAACCUUCGCCCUAGUCUGAGGUCCUGAGCGCUCUGGAGCAAGUUUUUAUUGAGGAUCUCUGUUAAUGUUUGCCUCGAUCCUGACUGGUCUCCCAGUCCCUGCCUCUGAAAAACCUCCCCACAGCAUGAUGCUGCCUCCACCAUGCUUCACCGUAGGGAUGGUGCCAGGUUUCCUCCAGACGUGAAGCUUGGCUUUCAGGCCAAAUAGUUAAAUCUUGGUAUCAUCAGACCCAAUAAUGUUAUUUCUCAUGGUCCCCGAGUCCUUUAGGUGUCUUUUGGCAAACUCCAAGCGGCUGCUGCCUUUUACUGAGGAGUGGCUUCCAUCUGGCAUACCAUAAAGACCUAAUUGGUGGAGUGCUGCAGAGAGGGUUGUCCUUCUGGAAGGUUCUCCCAUCUCCACAGAGGAACUCUGGUCACUCUGACAGAGCUCCAUCGGGUUCUUGGUCACCUCUGUGACCAAGGCCCUUCUCCCCUGAUUGCUCAGUUUGGCCGGCCAGCUCUAGGAAGUGUCUUGGUGGUUCCAAACUAAAAGGUCCUUUUUAUAGAGACAGGUGUGUGCCUUUCCGAAUCAUGUCCAAUCAAUUGAAUUUACCACAGGUGGACUCCAAUCAAGUUGUAGAAACAUCUGAAGGAUGAUCAAUGGAAACAAUGCACCUGAGCUCAAUUUCGAGUCUCAUAGCAAAGGGUCUGAAAACGUAUGUAAAGAAGGUAUUUCUGUUUUUUAUUGUUAAUACAUUUGCAAAAAUUUCUAAACCUGUUUUACUUUUGUCAUCAUGGGGUAUUUUGUGUAGAUUGAGGAAAAAUAUUUAAUACAUUUUAGAAUAAGGCUGUAACAUAACAAAAUGUGGAAAAACUUACUUUCCGAACGCACCGUACCUCUUUGUUCAAUAUCACAGUGAACAUUAAGGUUAUUGCCUGGGUUGAAAAAUUAUUGUUUCAACUUUGGCGCAAAGUUGCACUUAUGACAUGUUGUUAAAAAAAAAAAUGCAGUUAAAUCAAUUGAUUAAAAUAAUUGUGGAUCAAGUUUUGUUUAAUUUGAUUACCCUUCAGUAAAAGUUAACUUUGUA